GUUAAAGCUACAUACACAGGAAAACCAAAACAAAAAGCUUCAGGAGGCGGCGUCGUUUUGCAUUGUUUUUACCCCAAAUGAAUCGAAACCCUAAAAAUUGAUUGAAGUAGAACCAAAAACCCAGUGUUGAAAUUCUUCGCGUAAGAUUGAGAAUGGUUCUAUCAAACAAAAAGCUUAAACAGAAGCUUAGAGCUGAAUUAACCCUAAACCAGAUUAACGCUGAAUCUAAUCCACCUUCUUCUUCAUCUUCAAACUCUCUUAAACUUCUUCUUAACUCUUCCACCAACAAACCCAUUUUAACUAAGCGAGAGAAACUCCGAAAGCUUCGUCCUUUGCAACAAACUCAAUCCAAUGAAGAUGAAGGAACCAAAAACGAGGAAAUUGGUAAUGAGGGUUUGGGAAAGAAGAAGAACAAAAAGAGGAAAAUGAAGGUAGAAGAGAAAGAAGAUGAAUCAAUUGAAAAAAAGGAGAAGCAAAAGAAGAAGAAGAAGAAGAAGAAUGAAGAUGGUGUGGCUAAUGGGGCUGUGAAGAAGGAGGAUGAUGGUGUGGCUGAUGGGGUUGUGAAAAAGAAUGAUGAAGAUCUGGCUAAUGGGGUUGUUGUUAAGAAUGCAAAAAAAUCAAUGAAGAAGGAGAAGCAAAAGAAGAAGAAUCAAUUGAAGAAGAAGAGAAAGAAGAACAAAACUGCAGAGGAAAAUGGUAAGGCCAAAAUUGCAGAGGAGAAUGAUUCUAAUCAUCAAGAAGAAAUGCCACAAUCUGUAGAAUUGGCUAACACUACUACCACUACAAGUCAAGAAAAUGGUGAUGUUGCUACAAAAGUUUAUGUUGGAGGAAUUCCCUACUAUUCAAGUGAGGAUGACAUUCACAGUUAUUUUGAAGGCUGUGGCACCAUCACUGAAAUUAAUUGCAUGACUUUUCCUGACACUGGCAAGUUUAGAGGGAUUGCCAUAAUUAGUUUUAAGACUGAAGCAGCGGCCAAACGAGCAUUGGCUCUUGAUGGAGCUGACAUGGGAGGACUCUUUCUUAAAAUUCAACCAUGUAAAGCAACUCAAGCAACCCGAUUUACUCCAGAAAUGAAGGAGGGAUAUAAUAGAAUAUAUGUUGGAAGUCUGUCAUGGGAAAUAACAGAGGAAGAACUAAGGAAAUUCUUCUCAAAUUGCAAUGUGAAGGCCAUACGACUUGGUAUGGACAAGGAAACGGGAGAAUUUCGAGGGUAUGCUCACGUUGAUUUCGGUGAUAGUCAGUCACUGAAGACAGCACUUGCAUUGGACCAAAGUGUCUUGUUUGGAAGGCCUGUCAGGAUAAGUUGUGCGGUUCCUUUGAACAAAAAACCAGUUGCAGGUGAAAAAUCAGUUGCAGUUGAAAAACCAGGUGCAGGUGAAAAAUCAAUCGCAGUUGAAAAAUCAGUUAUAGCUGAAAAAUCAGUUGCCGGUGAAAAAUCAGGUGCCGGUGAAAAAUCAUUUGCAGUUGAGCAACCAGGUGCAGGAGGAAAACCAAGUUCUGUUGAGCAACCAAGUUCUGUUGCAAGUGGCAAGAGGAAGAAUAGGAUGUGCUACGGGUGUCGUCAAAAAGGACAUAAUCUCUCGGAAUGCCCAAACCCACAAAUAGCUGCUUCUACUGCACUUUGAAGCAUGCAGGAAAACUCAAUGUCAUUGUUGAUUUGAUAUCGUUUGGUCAUGAGGACGGCUUGAUUGUAGUUUAAUUUUGAAAAGAAAAACAAAACAAAAUAGGACAGUAUAUGUAGUGGACACGUUCCAUAUUGUUGUCAUUUUUAGCCCUUUCAGUCUUUGAUAUAAGCAAGAAAAAAUGUAGGGGGACAGAUAAAUUCUCUAGUUUGAAGUUUAUUAAUUUAUUCACAAAUGGUUAGCCAAUUUUUAUGUGAAUUAAUAGUAAAAACCUACCAAGCUUUGAUUUUGUUGUACCUUAGCUUGGUGGUAUUCCUAAAGGCUUGUUUGUGGAUUAUUUCCAUCUUUUCCGUUCGUAGCUGGACUUUUUCUUU
Molecule: messenger RNA, 1996 nt
Organism: Medicago truncatula (barrel medic)
Lineage: Eukaryota; Viridiplantae; Streptophyta; Magnoliopsida; Fabales; Fabaceae
Product: protein gar2
Exons: 4
Coding region: 153-1625 (490 amino acids)
Molecular function (GO): RNA binding; zinc ion binding
Source: RefSeq, a predicted model, not a curated record